AAAUACAUGUGUAGCUUCAUUUUCCCAUGUUCCAUCCCCACCAACAAUCACUUUACUUGUUCAUCUUCAAGGAGACUGACAUUCCCCUUCAUCGUUUCUUCUUCCUAGCUAGUCAGGGAUAUGGCUUCUUUGUGGUUUCUCAACCUCCUUUUCAUAUGCUUUCAUCACUUCACAUGGCUUGUUGUUGCUCUGUUGUAUCCUAUGCGUGCUUCCAUAAAAGCAAUUGAGACUGAUUCCUAUGAAGAAACUAAGCAUUUGAUCUCAUAUUGGAUACUUCUUUCAUUAAUUUACCUCUUUGAUUUUGCUUUAAUGAGCCUUAUUCCAUGGUUUCACCUUUGGCCGUACAUUAAGCUAAUGAUCGUCUUCUGGCUCAUCAGACCUGACUUUCGACGAGCUUCUUAUGUUUAUAAUAACCUUAUGCGCAUCAUGAAACCACAAAUAGUCACAUGCUGGAGGAAGUGUUUUGUAGAGAAAGAUAACUUUUUAAUGCAUGCAGAGAGAUAUAUGAAAGAGAAUGGAACUGAGGCCUUAGAGAAACUCAUUGCUAGUAAGACAAAUGGGGAAAGAUUCCAAACAGAACACAAAGACAUCAAAGAUUUGGAGGCUAUUGUGAAAAGAGAAAUUCCUGCAACCAAGCAAAUGACCUAUGCUAAUAUUGAGGCAAGUCGAAAGGUAUCAUCAGCCAUAGUAGAAACCAAAGGAAUACUGGGAAGAGACCCAGCUGGCGGAGAGAUUCCUCGGAGUUCUACACAGAAAGAUGUGCAGAAAGAGUGGAUUUGUGCUUUGUGUUUGGUAAAAACAUCGAGCGAGAUAACCUUGAAUUCCCACCUCAAUGGGAGGAGACACAGGGAAGCUUGUGAAGCAGCAUCCGCAACUUUGAAAGCAAAGAAGCAACCUGCUUCGCAAAAGAACGUCCUGCCAGAACCUUUUAGGAUGAUUAAUUCCAAAUUAAUAUGUAAAGUUUGUAAUGUUAUGCUUCCAAGUGAGGAGUGCAUGGCCUCUCACAUAAAAGGGGUGAAGCACUUGUCUAAUAUGAAAAGUUGAUUGUUACUUUAGAAUCAUAGCCAUGCCACAGGGACAUUGCUUGAAAGUUGAAAGUAUGUAGAAAUCCUUCUUGACAGCAUUUGCUGGUUAUCCAAUCACACUUCUGGUGCAUAUAUAUUGAUCCUGAUGUUAUGUUAUGUAACUGUUUUCGUACCAAAUAAAUUG
Messenger RNA from Trifolium pratense (red clover), 1209 nucleotides. RefSeq names its product receptor expression-enhancing protein 4-like. Bases 121 to 1044 code for a protein of 307 amino acids. The transcript is spliced from 6 exons. Gene Ontology annotation, molecular function: zinc ion binding; nucleic acid binding. The record is from RefSeq and is a predicted model, not a curated record. NCBI's taxonomy places the organism in Eukaryota, Viridiplantae, Streptophyta, Magnoliopsida, Fabales, Fabaceae.